AUUUUUCCAAUUUCAAAGUUCCAGUUGGUAUCUAGGCAUUGUAUAGUGAAAGUUGUUCAAAUAUUGAAUUCUCGUGGGCAUUCGAUCGUGUUCUAUUGAUGUUAUUGUCCUGUCGUGACAAAGAUAUCCCACUGAAUCGGUGAAUCGAAAAAAGUUUUUUUUUUCUCGAGGAAAAAACGUUGACUUUUGACGAAUGAGAAAAAGUACCACUUGGCUAGAUUUGAGUGGAUCCAAAAUAGAAGAAGGAAAUAAACUAAUCAGAAUAACCGCUAGUCAUGACUGAUUUCCUGAGGCCUUUCCUGGCCCUACGUAACAACGUAAAGCUAAGGACCUCACCAUUGAUCAACCACGUACAGAUCGACAACCUUGUCUUCAGGCUUCACUACAGACACACGGCCAUCCUGCUCUUUUUGUGUUCGGUAUUGGUCACAUCCAGGCAAUAUAUCGGGGAACAUAUAAAAUGCAUAGUUGGCGGCAGGCUCAACCCUAGGGUGGUCAGUUCCUAUUGUUUCUUCACGUCGACUUUCACGAUCGUGGAAUACGUGGAUACAGAUCUAGUGGAAAAUGGUACGUUGCCACAUCUGGGAGUCGGACCCUACGCCUUGGAAUCAAAAUCGCCGGUGAUCCAUCAUGCCUACUAUCAGUGGGUACCUUUUAUGUUGUUCGCCCAAGCCACCAUGUUCAUAUUGACGCAUCUGUUGUGGAAGAAGUGGGAAGGUGGAAAAUUGAAGGCUCUCUUGGUGGGAAUCCAAAACGCUUCGUACUCAUUCGCCGAGACUGAGAUGAGGAGUAGCUGCGGCCCCAUUCCAACAGUAGAAAAAAAGAGAGAAGGUAUCGAACUGAUAAAGAACAAGAUAAUCAAGAGCCACUACGUCAGCAGGUUCUGGCCGGUGGGCUUGGCCAUAUGCGAAGCCCUCAACGUGGUACACGUUUACUUCCAGAUGUACCUAACCAACAAGUUCCUAGGCGGGAUUUUUUGGUCCCUCGGCCCGAAUCUAUUGGAUGGUUCCCUGGAGAGUCAAACUUUGUUGGACACCAACUUCCCCAAGGUGACCAAAUGCUCCUUCCAAAUGUACGGACCCUCAGGCACCAUACAGAGGCACGACGUGCUCUGCGUGAUGGCCCUGAACGUGAUGAACGAAAAGAUCUACUCGGUGCUGUGGUUCUGGUUCGUCAUCCUCCUGGUGAUCUCCACCCUCAACUUGGUCUGGAGGCUGGCCACCUACCUGCUCCACGGGAGGAGCUCGAAGUUUAACAGGUACGUCUUCUCCUCGGCCACGCCGGGUAAAUUGAACACCCUGACGGAGGUCACGAUGACUGAUCAUCUGGCGUUCAAGGACUGGUUGUUCCUGAGGUAUUUGGGGAGGAACGUGGACGGGUUGCUGUUCAAGGAGAUCAUAAACGAGCUGACCGACGGGCUGCAUCAGGAUAUAUCGGUGGAUAAUCCGGAUGAGAUGUACAAGUUGCAUCAGUAGUUUUUUUUCUUAGAUGUUUAGGUUAUAUCGACUCCUGGGGACUUAUGAAUCAUGAGUUCGUUAUUUAUUCUUCACUAUUUAUGUACUCUCUAAACAAUUUUUUGUGUAAGUGAGUGCUCUUCCAAAUUGAUGUGGUUGAAUUGAAUGGAAGAGAAUUGUGUGCUUGAAGAUUUUUUUAUGAGUA
Coccinella septempunctata (seven-spotted ladybird) is the source of this 1659-nucleotide messenger RNA. Its product is annotated as innexin inx7-like. Gene Ontology annotation, biological process: phototransduction. Gene Ontology annotation, molecular function: gap junction channel activity. The transcript is spliced from 6 exons. The record is from RefSeq and is a predicted model, not a curated record. Bases 276 to 1475 code for a protein of 399 amino acids. NCBI's taxonomy places the organism in Eukaryota, Metazoa, Arthropoda, Insecta, Coleoptera, Coccinellidae. Gene Ontology annotation, cellular component: plasma membrane; gap junction.